Molecule: messenger RNA, 1354 nt
Organism: Hyalella azteca
Lineage: Eukaryota; Metazoa; Arthropoda; Malacostraca; Amphipoda; Hyalellidae
Product: DNA topoisomerase 3-beta-1
Exons: 10
Biological process (GO): DNA topological change
Cellular component (GO): nucleus
Molecular function (GO): DNA topoisomerase type I (single strand cut, ATP-independent) activity; DNA binding
Source: RefSeq, a predicted model, not a curated record
GUGUUUAACUCAAUUACGGCUUAAUUUAUGAAGCAAAAACACAAUCAUGAAAGUUGUCUUUAUGGUUGCAGAGAAGCCUUCUCUUGCCCAGAGUAUUGCUGAAAUCCUAAGUAACAGAUCUCAGCGCUCCAAAAAAGGGGCUAAUGGGGCUUGCUCUACACAUGAGUGGGUGGGGACUUUUCAAGGCCACCCUGCCAGGUUCAAGAUGACAUCUGUUUGUGGUCAUGUGAUGACAUGUGAUUUCCCGGGCAAAUACAAUAACUGGGAUAUUGUAGAUCCUGCUGAUCUCUACAGCUGCCCUAUUGAGAAGAAAGAAGCCACUCCUAAGCUCCGUAUGCCAUACUUUCUUGCUCAGGAAGCCCGAGGCUCAGACUACUUGGUUCUAUGGCUAGAUUGUGACAAGGAAGGAGAGAAUAUAUGCUUUGAAGUCAUGGACUGCGUGGCCAGAUCCAUGAAUCCUCCUUAUAAUCCAGCAGAGCAGACAGUUUUUCGGGCAAAGUUUUCAGCCAUUACUGAUAAAGAUAUCAAGGCAGCCAUGCAAGACUCGGCUCUGGUAGCUCCUAACGAGAAUGAAUCCAGAUCGGUUGACGCCAGGCAAGAGCUGGACUUGAGAAUCGGAUGCUCCUUCACGCGAUUCCAGACUAAAUUUUUCCAGAAUAAGUACGGCAACCUGGACUCUACUGUGAUAUCAUACGGCCCCUGCCAGACGCCCACGCUUGGCUUCUGUGUCACGAGGCACGACGUUAUUAAGAGCUUCAAGCCUGAGACAUUCUGGGUCUUGCAGGUGUCGAUUGCUCUGAAGAAUGACAAAACGGUGAGGCUGGACUGGGAAAGAGGAAGGCUUUUUGAUAAGGAAGUGGCACAAUUGUUCCUCAAUAUGGUCAAAGAAAAUUCUACUGCCAGCGUGGUGAGCAUCAUUUCUAAGGAGAAGACGAAGGCGCGACCACAAGCCCUGAACACAGUGGAGCUCAUGAAGGUCGCGAGUGCAGGUCUCGGCAUGAGCCCGCAGUCUGCCAUGGUGGUGGCCGAGCGCCUCUACACGCAAGGCUACAUCAGUUACCCCAGAACUGAGACGUCCAGCUACCCUGAGAACUUCGACCUCAUCGGGGCGCUGCAGAUACAAGCGGGGCACCAGGACUGGGGCACGACGGUGCGGGAGCUGCUGCGGGAGGGCAUCAACAGGCCCAAGAAGGGGCACGACGCAGGGGACCAUCCACCCAUCACCCCCAUGAGGGCGGCAGAAAGACAUCACCUCGACCUGGACUCCUGGAGGAUCUACGAAUACAUCACCAAGCAUUUCAUCGGCACUCUGAUGCCGGACUGCAAGUACCUCAGUACAGUCAUGACAUUCAAC